AUGGCGACCAAAGGUGGCGAUGUUGUGGAGGAAAAGUCUUUGGGGCGGGUUCAACUCCUCACGGAGUCGGGUGAGCGUAUAUUAGUACCAAAACCUUCGAACAGUCCAGACGAUCCCUUGAAUUGGUCUACGCCAUUCAAAUACUAUGUAGCCAUUGUAACCUGCUUUGGCAUGCUGAUGUGCACUUUCCUCGCGGCUGGCCCAACAGUUGCAAUUGUUCAGAUCGCAAUGGAUUUUGGUGGAGGACCAACGGCAAAUUUAGCAGUCCUAAUCCCUGAGGUCUCAUUCUUCUUUACGACAUCAGCACUUACUCAAGGAACUGGGAAUCUGUUGUGGCAGCCACUGAUCAACAAAUACGGAAGGCGACCGGUAUAUAUCAUCUCUUUCACAGGUUACCUCUUCACAGCCAUUUGGUCGGGGUUGAGCACCGGAUACACCAGUGAGCUUAUUGCAAGGAUCCUUCUUGGCUUCUUCUCCGGUGCUGGAGAAUGUCUUGGGCCAGCAACUAUUACAGACGUCUUCUUCCUUCAUGAACGAGGAACGGCGAUGGCAAUGUACAACUUUGCAACUGGGUCAGGUGUCUCGAUCGGUAUUAUAAUCAGCGGCGUAAUAACUCUCAACAACUCAUGGCGGGUCAUUUACUGGGCCGGCGCGAUUCUGAUUGGUUUCUUGAUCAUUCUCAUCAUCUUCACGAUUCCGGAAACGGCCUACAACAGAUCGUAUGACGACAGUGAGGAAGGCGAUAUCAUUGACGACAAGAAGAACCCGUUUAGAUUGUCUUUAUCGAUCAUUUUGAAGGACGAAGAGAAAGCUCGAAUCGCAAGAUAUUACCAGGGAAGUGACCGAUUGGAGAUACUGCCGGAGGAUGAAAUCCCGAAUGAGACUUCUACGAUGCAACGAAUGGAAGAACGCAUUCGGCGCCUCGAAGCUGCUGUCUUGGGAAACAACCAAUAUUCCCCACUAUCAUCUGGUCUCUCGUCAAAGAAGUCGUAUUGGAGUACGAUCUCCCUCUUUUCUGGACAGGUUUACACCCAAGACUCAUUGUGGAAAAUGUUCAUUCGACCUUUUGGCUUGAUCAUUCUUCCACCAGUUCUCUGGGCAACCCUUGUCAUGUCAGCCCUUAUCGGAUUUUCAGUGGCCCUAUCCUCCGCCUUUGCCAAUGACUUCCAAAGAGUUUACAACUUUACCCCUUUUCAAGCCGGCCUAGGGUUCUUUGGAAGUCUGCUUGGUGGAAUUCUUGCCAUUCCUGCUGGUGGCCCUGUUGGAGAGGCUGUUGCGAAUUAUUUCACAAUUCGAAAUCGUGGCAUCAGGGAACCUGAAUUCAGAUUGCCUGCGAUUGCCAUCUCCGUCAUCACAGCACCACUCGGAUUGAUCCUUUAUGGUGCCGGCUUGCAAUACAAAUUGCACUUCAUGGUUCCAAUUAUCGGGUUGGGUUUAGUGUCUUUCUCUGCUGGCCAAGCAAUCAAUAUCUCCUUUGUCUACACCCUCGACGCUUAUGGGCCCGUUUCAGGUGAAGUAACAAUUGCACAACUUGCUUUCAAGUCAAUCAUCGGCUUCGGGCUCUCAGCAACGACCAAUUCUUGGAUCGCAGGUGCUGGUGAAGAUGUUGCACUGGGCGAAAUGGCUGCUGUUACAGCUUUUGUUUUGCUCCUUGCUAUCCCAAUGUUUUUCUGGGGAGCAAGACUCCGAAGAUGGAGUCUAGGAUGGAGGGCUGUGAGGUUCAUUCGAUGGGAGGAGAUGUGAUCUGGCGAGAACCCUCAAGUCGCAACAGUCUACAAUUUAUAGUAAUGACUAGGUUCCUGAAGAAUGAACUUGUCAUUUUGUAUGAGAAAAUUCAC
Molecule: messenger RNA, 1838 nt
Organism: Hyaloscypha bicolor E
Lineage: Eukaryota; Fungi; Ascomycota; Leotiomycetes; Helotiales; Hyaloscyphaceae
Product: MFS general substrate transporter
Exons: 7
Coding region: 1-1743 (580 amino acids)
Biological process (GO): transmembrane transport
Molecular function (GO): transmembrane transporter activity
Source: RefSeq, a predicted model, not a curated record